Penicillium angulare is the source of this 3651-nucleotide messenger RNA. RefSeq names its product mismatch repair ATPase MSH6. Gene Ontology annotation, molecular function: ATP binding; ATP-dependent DNA damage sensor activity; mismatched DNA binding. NCBI's taxonomy places the organism in Eukaryota, Fungi, Ascomycota, Eurotiomycetes, Eurotiales, Aspergillaceae. The record is from RefSeq and is a predicted model, not a curated record. Gene Ontology annotation, cellular component: MutSalpha complex; nucleus. The coding region runs from base 1 to 3651 and encodes 1216 amino acids. The transcript has 5 exons. Gene Ontology annotation, biological process: mismatch repair.
AUGGCCAAGGCCGACGCCUCGUCGCCCACCGGGACGCCGCCCUCCACCGCGUUGAAGCGAACGACCUCUAGCACGCAGAAUAUGAAGAACCAGAAGUCCAUCCUGGGCUUUUUCCAGAAAUCUUCUCCGGCGACUCCAUCCUCCACUAAAGCUCGCGAACCGGCGUCUUCGCCGGCACAGCGGGCCUCCGAACAGCGUAGUGCCAGUACCAAGAAAACACCGGGGACGCAGAAAAGAAGUUUCUCGAGCUUUGCACAAGACUUAAGUCCUGUCCCUAGUAGCGAUUUGCCGGUUCCGGAAGAAGACGAAGAUGAUGGCGAUGACGUGAAGACAAAAGGCGACAACGCUCAAGUGCCCACCAUGUCCCCGUCUCGUCGGGCGAAGAAGAAGCAAGUCACCUACAAGGAGUCUGACUCUGAGGGCGAGGAUGAUGACGAUGCGAUUUUCCGUCCAAGUCGGAGCAAUGGUCGCGCUACAAAAAGACAAAAGGUCUCUUCUUCAGAUAGUGAAGAUGAUUUUGAAGCACCUGCCGAUGAGCCUGGGUACUCAGAUGAGGAAAUGGACGACUUCAUUGUCGCCGAUGACUCGGAUGAAGAUGUAGCUCCUACGAAACCGCGCAAGAGACCAGCAACCAAGGCAGCUCGCAAGCCCUCCAACCAGUCACCAGCUGCACCGCGUCCCCCGCCAAGUGACGAGGACCUGGACCUGGACCUCCCCGAGGGCUCUGCUGGGACUGCUCAAAAAUGGACAUUUGAUCCCGAAAAUAAGGAACCUCGAAAGGAACGGGCCGCGGAAACCAAUCCGAAAACCCCGUCUAGUACCAGGAAAGAAAAAGCCCAUGUGAAGGAGCCCGAGCAGCGAUAUCCGUGGCUGGCAACUCCCAAAGACAUAGAUGGGAACCCCCCAGGGCACCCAGACUUUGACCCUCGAACUAUUUACAUCCCUCCUCUGGCUUGGUCUAAAUUCUCCCCGUUCGAAAAGCAAUACUGGGAAAUUAAGCAGAAAUUCUGGGAUACCGUUGUGUUUUUCAAGAAAGGAAAAUUCUAUGAGCUGUACGAGAAUGAUGCCACGAUUGGCCAUCAGCUGUUCGAUUUGAAGCUCACUGAUCGCGUUAAUAUGCGCAUGGUUGGUGUUCCUGAGAUGAGCUUGUCUCACUGGGCAAACCAGUUCGUUGCCAAGGGCUUCAAGAUUGCUCGUGUUGAUCAAUCUGAAUCUGCUCUUGGCAAAGAAAUGCGUGAGAGAGAUGCCAAGAAGGGUGGUAAAGAGGACAAGAUCAUCAGACGAGAGCUUGCAUGUGUCCUCACAGCUGGAACAUUAGUAGAAGGGUCAAUGCUUCAGGAUGAUAUGUCUACUUACUGUGUGGCUAUCAAGGAAGCUAUAGUGGAUGACCUACCCGUAUUCGGUAUAUCCUUUGUGGAUACCGCCACUGGCCAGUUCUUUAUGUCUGAAUUUGUCGACGAUGUGGAUAUGACCAAGUUUGAAACCUUUGUUGCGCAGACCCGCCCCCAGGAACUGUUGCUUGAAAAGUCAUGUGUUUCAACGAAAGUACUUCGAAUUUUGAAGAAUAACACUGGGCCUACCACUCUAUGGAACUACUUGAAGCCAGGAAAGGAAUUCUGGGAGUCUGAUAUUACGCUGAAGGAACUUGAUGGUGCCGAGUAUUUCGUGUCCCAAGAUGACGAAAAUGUGAAGGCCUGGCCCGAGACACUUCGUCAAGCACGAGGCAAAGAAUUCCUCAUGUCGGCAUUUGGCGCCCUGGUACAAUAUUUGCGCGUUUUGAAGAUCGACAAGGACCUCAUUACCAUUGGCAACUUCACAUGGUAUGAUCCUAUCAAGAAGGCGUCUAGCCUGGUGCUUGACGGCCAAACAUUAAUCAACAUGGAAAUCUUCGCAAACUCUUAUGAUGGAGGAGCCGAGGGAACUCUGUUCCAGCUUCUCAAUCGCUGUAUUACUCCAUUUGGAAAACGAACUUUCAAGCAAUGGAUUUGUCACCCAUUGAUGGAUGCUAGGAAAAUCAAUGCUCGACUGGACGCCGUCGACGCCUUGAAUGCUGAUCCAAGCGUUCGAGACCAGUUCUCUUCGCAAUUGACCAAAAUGCCGGACCUCGAACGCUUGAUCUCCCGUGUACAUGCUGGGCAGUGCAAAGCUCAAGACUUCGUGCGAGUUCUCGAAGGUUUCGAACAGAUUGAAUACACCAUGGGGCUCCUGAAGGACUCUGGUGCCGGCGAAGGUAUUAUUGGACAAUUGAUUUCGGCCAUGCCAGACUUGGAUAAUCUUCUAAGCUACUGGAAGACUGCCUUUGAUCGAUCUAAAGCGAAGGACAAUGGCAUCCUUGUUCCGGAGCCCGGUGUCGAAGAAGAUUUCGAUACCUCGCAAGGGCAUAUUGAACAACUGCACAAGGAUCUUGAUGAUCUUCUCAAGAAGGCACGUCGGGACUUGGGAUCUUCUGCUAUCUGCUACCGUGACAAUGGCAAGGAGAUUUAUCAAUUGGAGGUGCCUGUCAAGGUGAAGAAUAUUCCAAAGAACUGGGAUCAGAUGUCUGCCACUAAACAGGUGAAGCGAUACUAUUUCCCCGAGCUUCGUUCCCUCAUCCGUAAACUCCAAGAAGCCCAGGAGACCCAUGGCCAAAUAGUCAAGGAGGUUGCUGGCCGGUUCCACGCUCGAUUCGAUGAACACUACGGCACUUGGCUUGCGGCAGUUCGCAUCGUUUCCCAAUUGGAUUGCCUGAUUAGUCUCGCAAAGGCCUCCGCCUCCCUUGGUCAACCUAGUUGCCGCCCAACGUUCGUGGAAGAUGAACGCAGUGUCUUAGAAUUCGAAGAGCUCCGCCACCCAUGCAUUGCAUCCUCCGUUGAGGACUUCAUUCCCAAUGAUAUUCAACUUGGCGGCAAGCAACCCAACAUUGACCUACUUACGGGUGCAAAUGCAGCCGGAAAGUCUACUGUUCUCCGCAUGACCUGUGUUGCUGUUAUCAUGGCACAAAUCGGAUGUUACCUGCCCUGCCAAUCAGCACGUCUCACACCCGUCGACCGAAUCAUGUCCCGUCUGGGCGCGAACGACAACAUCUUCGCCGCCCAGUCCACAUUCUUCGUCGAACUGUCUGAAACCAAGAAGAUUCUCUCUGAAGCCACACCUCGCUCCUUGGUGAUUCUCGAUGAAUUGGGCCGUGGAACAAGUUCGUAUGAUGGUGUUGCUGUUGCACAAGCUGUGCUCCACCAUAUCGCUACACAUAUCGGUGCCAUGGGUUUCUUCGCUACACACUACCAUUCCUUGGCUGCAGAGUUCGAGGCCCAUCCCGAGAUUGCCCCGAAGCGCAUGGCUAUCCAUGUUGACAACGCUGAGCGUCGCGUGACCUUCCUCUACAAACUUGAGGGUGGAGUUGCGGAGGGUAGUUUCGGUAUGCACUGUGCGUCCAUGUGUGGUAUAUCCAACAAGGUCAUUGAGCGUGCUGAAGAGGCCGCUAAGCAAUGGGAGCAUACCAGUCGCUUGAAGGAAAGCCUUGAGCGUCGCAAGGGUGCUAGUUACGUUGGUCUUGGAUGGUGGAGUGAUGUUGCCUGGGCAUUGCGAGAGUCGACUGCCAGCGAGGAAGAUAAGGCGGGAGAAGUAACUGACUACGGACUGGAAGUGCUCCGCAAGGCAAUUGAAACGCUGUGA